CUGUUCUGUAGUUAAUUCAAAUGGUAGAUCCUUAUGAUUUGUUGUACUUGAACAUGAUAUACGUUAUGUAUGAAGUAAUGGCAGGCAUUGAGCUAAAAGCCUAAAAACCGCAGAAAACAUAUAUUCAUCUCCCUUAUUUAAGUUUCAGUCUCUUGAUUAUUUGUCCAUCUAUCAUAUAGUUAAUUAUCUAUGCUUCUGUUUUUGGUUGUAUGGUUGUUGAAUUUCAGGAAAAAAUAGACUUCAAGGAUCGAGAUACAUUUGAGUGCCUAUUUAAAGAAUAUUGGGAAAUCAUAAGGGAAAACGAAGGUUUGACUUUAGAUGAUGUCUAUUCCGCAGAUUUACUGUUAAAGAGGGGAGUAAAUAAAACAUGCAGGUUUGGUUCUGUAAAAGCUGGUGAGACUGAAGAAGCUAUUGACCUGAUAUCUGAUAGUGACACUUCGGACACGGAAUUUCAGAGACCGAUGGGAAAAAGGAAGGCGCAAGAGUAUAUCGGAUGGGCAUCCAAAGCUCUUAUUGAGUUCCUGCGAUCUAUUGGUAUAGAUACAACCAACAAGUUAUCGCAGUAUGAUGUGGAUUCAAUCAUCUAUGAUUAUAUCAAAGAGAGAAACCUUUUUGAUCCAAUAAAGAAGAAAAAGGUUAUAUGUGAUGAGAAGCUUUAUUCUAUUUUCCGAAAGAAGUCCCUGGAUAGGAUAAAAAUAUAUGGUCUUUUGGAGGAACAUAUGACCGAGAACUUGGUUAUAUCAGAUGAAGAUGAUAGUGAGCUGGAAGACAAGAAGAAUUAUACAGUGAUAGCAAGCAAGAAGCGAAGAGAGAGCUCAGGUGUUGCAUCUAUUGAAAAGGAAGCGAGUCCUAGCAUCCAGAAAAGUUGUUUUGCAUCCAUAGUUCCUGAAAAUAUCAAGCUUGUCUACUUAAGGAGGAGUUUAGUGGAGGAGUUCUUGAAGCAGCCUGAAAACUCUGAAAGCAAGCUACUGGGAACUUUUGUGAGAGUUAAAAAUGAUGCCAGGCUUCGUCUGACAAAUUCUCACCAACUUUUACAAGUUGAAGGCAUAAAGAAAGGCUCAACAGCUGAUGGAAUGGGUGGCGAAAUUCUCCUGCAAGUUUCCAAUAGAGAUAUUCCCAUUUCUAAGCUGGCAGAUUCAGACUUCACUGAGGACGAAUGUAAGGAGUUGCGGGAAAAUGUGGCAAAUGGCCUGCUAAGGAAACCUACAGUUGCCGAGCUUGAACAGAAGGCAAGACUUCUGCAUGAGGAUAUAACUAAGCAUUGGAUUGAGAGAGAGUUGGUCAGAUUACAAAACUGCAUUGAUCGAGCAAACGAGAAAGGACGGAGAAGAGAGCUGUGGGAACUUAUGGAGAAGAGAGAGAUGCUAAAGCAACCCUCUGUUCAAGUUGGUCUACUAAAGGAGGUGCCAAAGGUCACUGCAGAGGUUUUAGAGGCUGAAUCCAGUCCUGUGGAUGCCGUAAAAGCUGAUAAUCAAUGAAGUGUUUCCUCACUAGUCUCGACCAGCAUAUUGAAAUACGACUGCUGUGUUAAAAGGGCUGCAAUGUGGCGUUGUUAGUUUUCUAGUCUGUAUGUCGUUUGUCCUUUUAAGCUUGGAAUAAAACUGCUUUCAUUGCAGUUUAAGACAUGGCCAGCAAAUCGACUAUCGGUACUGUAUUGAUAUGUUUGUAUUUUAUGUUUCUCAUUUUCUUGUCAAGAAGCUAAAACAAAGAUCAAAUCUGUGGUUCCUCUUUGCCAAAGACGAUUGUGUGAAGUGUUAAGUAUUCUUUCUCAGUUA
Messenger RNA from Malus domestica (apple), 1775 nucleotides. NCBI's taxonomy places the organism in Eukaryota, Viridiplantae, Streptophyta, Magnoliopsida, Rosales, Rosaceae. The record is from RefSeq and is a predicted model, not a curated record.